GCCUGUUCCUGGCGACUAGGGCGAGGAGAAAAGGAGUUCUACAUCUACCACUUCUGUUCCGUAGGUAUAUGUAGCAUACGCUUGAAGCAAUCAAGGACAAAAUGGGUUCAGCUGAGGAUGAGUUCACCCCACUUUCUCAGUUAACCGAUGAAACGGGAAAAUGUAAAGUUCGGGUGCGCAUAUCACGGAUAUGGGAAUCCUUCAAUCCAAAAUAUAACAUUUUUUUGGGUCUCGACAGCCUUCUGAUCGAUGAUCAGGGUGGAACUAUGCAGGCCCGUGUGCUUCCGAAUGAUAUCAAACUUUUUGAAGAGCGGCUAGUUGAGGGGAAGGUCUAUGCCUUAUCGAAUUUUACAGUUGAGGAGACGGACAUGAGCUGUAGCAAUGAGUGGAUUAUGUAUUUUAGAGAGCAGACGGUGGUCAAUGAGAUAGAAGGAGAUAUUGAUUCGAUACCCCUCCACAGUUUUGAGUUCGUUAAUUUCAAGGAUCUCCGUUCCAGGCGCGACAACAAUAGCUUAAUGACAGAUGUUCUGGGCCACAUAGUACAUGUUGGGAAGCUACAGAAGUUCAAGAAAAAAUCCCGCCAUAUACAAACCUGCGAUGCAACAAUUCGAAAUUUGAGCGGAAGGGAACUGAGUGUCACACUGUUUGGAGAUAUCGCUUGCGGUUUUGCUGAGGAUAUACUCGAGAAAGGCCUAGAAGCCUCAGUUGUUGCUGUCUUUGCAGGGAUGCGCGUUGAUUCCUAUAACUCACAUUUAGUUUGCUCUACAGCAUCGUCAAAGUACUAUCUAGAUUUGGAUAUACCAGAGGUGCAAGACUUCCGUUUGAAUUUGCGCAUUCAGCAAGCAAACCCUGUUCCUAAAAAAAGCGAAGCUCAGAAGUUAGCCGAGAGUUGGCGAACUAUCGAACAACUAAAAGGCCUCGAUCGAGAGGAGUAUGACGAUGAUACCAAGUUCUUGUGCAGAGUCUCCCUGAUUUAUUUUGAUUGCACCAGUGGUUGGUGUUAUCCUGGAUGCGAAUUCUGCUAUAAGUCACUGGGCAAAAAAUACAGGUGCAGCCGAUGUGGCCCGGUUAAGAAGCCAAUUCAAAUGUACAAGCUGAAGGCAAAGGUGCGAGAUAAUACCGGCAUAAUGAACUUGAUGAUCUUCUGUGAGGUGGCGGAGAAGCUGGUCGGUGUCUCUGCGGAGAAGCUCGUUGAUGAGAUCAAGGAAGAUGAUGACUGGUACACCCUGCCAAAAACAAUCGCGAAUCUUCUUGGCUCGACCCACACCUUCCAAGUAUUUGACAAGUACGGUAAUGGGAGCUUCUCGGUGUGGUGGAUCAUGGAUCAUGUCAGCGUACCAGUCGCUGUUGCCACCACUGGGCGAUGCACGGUGGAGCGUGUCCUUGAGGACAGGUCUCCUUCUUCCCCGACCACGGUGCUGCCUGUGGCUUCUAUGAGAUUGCAGCGCUACCCGAGGCAUCGUGAGUAUGUCAACACCCCGAUCACGUACUAUGCUCAGAUGAAGACGAUCUUCACGUUCCGGUUUGUCUACAAGGCGUAA
This is a messenger RNA of Lolium rigidum, 1541 nucleotides long. RefSeq names its product replication protein A 70 kDa DNA-binding subunit E-like. NCBI's taxonomy places the organism in Eukaryota, Viridiplantae, Streptophyta, Magnoliopsida, Poales, Poaceae. Gene Ontology annotation, molecular function: DNA binding. The transcript is spliced from 11 exons. The coding region runs from base 102 to 1541 and encodes 479 amino acids. Gene Ontology annotation, biological process: DNA recombination; DNA replication; DNA repair. The record is from RefSeq and is a predicted model, not a curated record. Gene Ontology annotation, cellular component: nucleus.